CACGCUCGCUUUGAUACGUUUUGGAGCUAGCAAGCGUAUCAAUCAACUGUUGUUAGUUAGUUAGCUAGUUAGCUAGGUAGGUAGUUAGGUAGGUAGUUAGGUAUGCUAACGUUUGGUUAAAUCACAGACCGUAGAAAGUGCAUGUGUUUUCUCUGGUCAAAGUGCUGGUUGGGGUUGUGUCAUGGCUGAGGUAGUUGGUUAGAUAUUGAAUAUGAUUAACUAGCCUCUGUGCCCUUCAUUAAUUAGCUAGUUAUCUCCACCAGUCAGAAUUGAAAGUAUUUUUCUUCUUUUCCUAACUAGCUAACUUUAGCUAGUUGGCUACAGAUCAUCGAAGUGUCAUGUUAUUCUAGUUAACGUUAGUUGGACAGAAUCAGAAUCAACUUUAUUACAUUUUACAUUUACGUCAUUUAGCAGACGCUCUUAUCCAGAGAGACUUACAAAUUGGUGCAUUCACCUUAUCCACCAAGUACAUUUUAUAGUGGAGGAUACACAAUGCAGUGUGUGGAUAUGUAGAUAUAUUUUGCAGGUGUUUGGUUUGGAGACAUGAAUCCAGAAGACGUGGUGAUCAUUCUCAGUGAUGAUGAUGAUGAUGAUGAUGAUGUGUCCAUCAACGACUCAGUCUACAUUGUCGAAGACAUCCAGAACAACGCCACCACCACAGCAGCAGUAGAUCAGCCCAUCUGCAGCAGAUCACGUGAUCCUGGAGGAGACGAGGACCUGGUCAUCACCUUCUGUCGGAGAGGAGAGGUGCUGCCUCACGCACGCUAUGACUGUCCCACACACACCUUCACACUAACAGACAGUGAUGUAGGAGGACCAGUAGAAUCCAACCAGCUCUUCUGUCACCAGUGCUUCUGUUACGUCUGUGACAAGGUCGCCUCGGAGUGUUCUGUGUGGAGUGCGUCAGGAGUCUGCCACUGUAACGCCCAUAAGAAGAGUGUGUUCUGGAGCAGCAAGCGAGACAAGGUGGUUCUGGGAUACCUUCAGAUGUUUAACUUCAACCUGCUGGAGAUCGACAACGACCUCCGACUGGCAGAGUCCUUACUGCUGCAGUUGGGGGAGGAGUUAUCAAUGGAGUACGCCUCCUUCCAGAGGGGCGUGGCUGUGAGGGGAUUGGCUGUCCAAUGUGCCUGUCACUGCCACGCGGCCAAUAGUUUGGAAUGCGGGAACUGCCAAUCAAAUCACCUGCCGCUGCUGGUCUACGAUUAUACGCAGGUGUUUAAGUGUGUGUGUCGCUUCCUUGGACGUGCGGAGAGAGAGAGGCCGAAAGCAGCAGCUGUUAUGGGACUGGGAGCAGCCAAACUCUUCAUUACGCACUGUGCACCUCCUGGAUUGGUGAUUUCCCACCAUGUUGAGGCCAGGAUAGAGGAGGCCCUGCAUUUGCUGCUAACCAGGGUAACGGAGGUGGUGCGGAGACAGAUGGUGCAGUGUGACUUCAGUCCAGAGUUUCUCCAGAAACUUCAGGGUUUCUACCAGAACCUCCCCCUACCUCCCAGCUGCAUCACUCUGAGAAACAGGCUGGGUGUUCUCCCCUGGUCGGACGUCCUGCUGGUCUCCGUGUUGAAGGGGCAGAACGUGACGGGGAUCCGACCGGGGAAAGGGAAAAGGGAACUGCUGACUGAAUCUGCUGCUGUCGUCCUACUGAGAGCUGAAACCUUACAGAUACAGAAGAGGUACCGAGAGUUGACCCGCUACCUGAAGGUGGUCCGUAGUGAGAACACAGAACUAGUCCAGGCGGUGCGGGACCUGAUCCCUCUCUUCCUGAUGAAGGCAGGGGACUUUAGCUCCGCCCUCUCCUCCUUCUUCUCUCCGCCCCAUGGGAUCUGCUGCCCCGCCUGCCGCCUGACACCACGCCUCUUCACCCUCUACCUACGCGUCGUCACCACGGCAACCGCACCCAGCACCACCGUUGCCAUUGCAACACAGCCCCUCCCCCCCGACACUCCCUGGGAGGAGGCCAAAGGUGCUGUGGUUCCCAGGAAGGUUGAGGUGGUGAAGUUUGGCCUGAGGGUUCUGAAGAGCAACAUGGCUGUCUACAUGGACACUCAGAGUUGGGCCCACUUUCUCCAUAUCCUCAAUUCUCCUGCUGUUCCUCCUGACACUGCCUUUCUGACGGAGGCGAGGAGAGUUACCAUGGAGAUCCUGCUGAACCAGGGAUCUCUGGGACACCUCAUCCAGAUACCACGGAGCUUCCUCAUG
Molecule: messenger RNA, 2199 nt
Organism: Coregonus clupeaformis (lake whitefish)
Lineage: Eukaryota; Metazoa; Chordata; Actinopteri; Salmoniformes; Salmonidae
Exons: 15
Source: RefSeq, a predicted model, not a curated record